This is a messenger RNA of Exaiptasia diaphana, 1975 nucleotides long. Its product is annotated as BTB/POZ domain-containing protein 1-like. Gene Ontology annotation, cellular component: cytosol. Gene Ontology annotation, biological process: neurogenesis. Lineage: Eukaryota; Metazoa; Cnidaria; Anthozoa; Actiniaria; Aiptasiidae. The record is from RefSeq and is a predicted model, not a curated record. The transcript has a single exon. Bases 55 to 1059 code for a protein of 334 amino acids.
GAAUUGCUUCGCUUUGUGCAUUCUGAUGAAGUGAACUUGACAGGAAACAACGUGAUGGAAGUACUUUACAUUGCAAACAAGUAUGAUAUGCCAUUUCUUGCCAUAAAAUGCAGAGAGUACUUACAAGAAUGUCUAAAGCCUGAAGUAGUGUUUAUAGUUCUUCCUCAAGUGCAGAAAAUGGGCGACCAAGAACUAGAACAUUUCUGCUGGAAAGUUAUUGACAACAAAACCCAUCUCGCGAUAUCAUCCAAACCAUUCCUUGAAAUACCUCGAGAAAUGCUGUGUCAAGUCUUAACUAGAGACUCUUUGAAGGUUAAGGAGCUGGAGAUCUUUCAAGCUGUUGAUAAAUGGGCAUCUAAAAAGAUAGAAGAAGGAGUUUUAGAAAACACUGGAGAUUCUAAACGAGCAAUUCUUGGAGAAGAUAUAAUCAGGCUUAUUAGAUUUCCUUUGAUGUCCUUCCAAGAGUUUGCCGAAGUGGUACUUCCGUGCGAAAUUCUGAAAAGAUGUGAGCUUACAGAGCUGGUUCAAAUCAUCGGUAAAGUGGCCUCAUCAACCAGCAUGUUUAGCAAAAAGCACAGAAGAGGAUCAGGAGUUGAAGUAUGUUUAAAGAAUCGUUUCAGCAUUAUUAAGUCUUCAUCGGGUUCAUGGCACUAUAAAGACAAAAAAGUUGAUGCAGUUAACUUUACUAUCAACAAACCCGCACAUCUCAGUGCUGUGAAACUCUUUGGAAGCAAUGGCUCAACGUACACCAUUGAAUUGGAAAUUUUAGAAAGAGAUCAAAUAAUGUCAAAGCUAUCGUCUUCAUAUAUCUGUGAAAUGGUGAAUGAUGAAUAUUAUGGAUUCACUGCUAAGCUUGAUGAGCCAGUCAGCCUUGAACCAAAUAUUUCUUAUACUAUAAAAGCCAAGAUUCAAGGACCAAUUUCUUAUUAUGGUAAUUCUGGUAAUCAGGUCGUAAAUAUGAACGAUAAAUUUAAAAUAACAUUUCAAAGCUCAGACAAGAGCAAAAAUGGCACAAAUGUUGAAAGAGGUCAAUUCCCAAGCCUCAUUUUCCUGUGCUAAAAUCAUAACAUGAAUUGUUGACUUCAAAAUGAGCACCAUCAGUUCCCAUAAAUCCUGGACAUUUUUCGAUUUUCCAUAUAUGACAGGGAAUUGAGUGUUAUAAAUUAUAGAAAUGCACUAUCUUCGAUGGAAGUAAUGUAAUAAAGAACUUAAAAACAUUAUAAAGAAAGAUCAAACACCACGAAGAAAUCCAAACAGGCAGACCAACUAAUCAAACUCAUCAGAUAUUCCCCGAUAUCCGCAACGCAAAACAUGGCCCAAGUGAUUGCCGAUCAACGCGUGGUGCUUUGCCUGUGAUGAAAUUCAAAAAAGCUGUGCGAACUAGUGUAGAUCAUAGUUGUUCUUCAGAAUCUCAUAACCAUUUUAACUCCCUGGUCCAUGAUUUGAUAUUUGAAAAUAACAACCUAAAAACUCUGACAAGACAAUAUCCCAAGGCUUUGGAUUUUUAUGCUAAAAAUAUAAACAGUUGCAUGACUUCAAAUCACCGGGAGAUUCCAGAAAAAAGGGUUUCCUAGAGUUGUAUAAUGUAGGGUUAGUGUUGCAAGAAGUACAUAACCAUAUGUACUUGGCACUUCAAUGUUAGUUAUGGCUGCUACUCGAGUCUCUACAGCGCGCGCGAUAGUGGAAUAUAUUAUGACGAUCCCGCGAGCAAUGAACGUAAUCGACAUGGAAAGACUUUUAUAAUUUCAAAAUAACAUUUUUUAAAACCUCUGAUAAGUGCGCUUCUUCCUGACAGAUUCUAAGCCUCAUUCUCGUGUGGUAAAAUCAUGAAUUAUCAACUGAGCCGAUCAUCACGUGACAAAAUCCAGACAUUUUUCUAAGAAUUUUUUUAAAAACAUCGGGAUGCACGAAUAUAGAACUUAAUAAAGAUGUUAUGUUGUGUUAUUAGGUAUUGAAAUAAAACUCAUUUAAAUCA